CAUUCCCUGGGACCACAGCUGUAGAUGUGAGUGGGAGGCUGAACACAUUCACACCGACAGAGACAGACGGGAGUAAAGCACACGGUUUCAUGAUGCUUAUGCUCGUAGUUAUCGCGGCUGGUUUAGGGUUGGUCGCGAUGAUUUUAAGGCUGCUGUCCCCUCAAAUCAGGAAAUAUGCAGCAGGAGGAAUGUGUCGAUCCACAGCACGGUUAGAUGGAAAAGUUGCCUUGAUCACAGGAGCAAACUCAGGAAUUGGGAAGGAAACCGCUUUGGAUUUGGCCUCUCGAGGUGCACGUGUGAUUCUGGCAUGUCGUGAUGUGGAGAAAGGUGAAGAGGCGGCGACAGAGAUCCGUACACGAGUGGGAGGAGCUAAAGUGGAGGUGAGGGAACUGGACCUGGCCGACACCUGCUCCAUCCGAGCCUUCGCUCAGAGAUUCCUGCGAGAGGUAGAUCACCUGCACAUCCUCGUCAACAAUGCCGGUGUCAUGAUGUGUCCUUAUAUGAAAACGGCUGAUGGCUUUGAGAUGCAGAUUGGUGUUAAUCAUCUGGGUCACUUCCUGCUGACAUAUCUCCUCAUUGGUCUGCUGAAGCGUAGCGCACCAUCACGAAUCGUGGUUGUUUCUUCCCUGGCACAUAAUUUCGGUUGGAUUCGAUUCCACGACCUGCACAGUCAGGGCAGCUACAACAGCGGCCUUGCCUACUGCCAAAGCAAGUUGGCUAACGUGCUUUUCACACGCGAGCUAGCGCGCAGGCUCCACGGGUCAAAUGUGACUGUGAAUUCUCUGCACCCGGGGACGGUGAGGUCAGAGCUGGUGCGUCAUUCUACUGCAAUGUCGCUGCUGUUUGCGGUCUUCUCCAUGUUCCUGAAGACCCCGAAGGAAGGAGCUCAAACUUCUGUCUAUUGCGCCAUCGCUGAGGAGCUCGAGUCAAUCUCAGGCAAACAUUUCAGUGAUUGUGCCCCUGCUUUUGUGGCCCCACAGGGACGGAGUGAGGAGACGGCACGGAAACUGUGGGAUGUAAGCUGUGAAUUGUUAGGCAUCGAAUGGGACUGAAACAUUCAUUUGACACACUUAAUAUCUCUUCUUUUUUCUUAAAUGUUUUCAGUGAUCACUUCUUAUGUAUUUCUUGGUUUAGUUUGAAACACUUAAUCACUCAAAUCUAUGCUUUUAAUAGCACAAUCCACCUUGUUCUGCCUUUUUGACAAUUUUCUCCUAUCAUGCCCUUGUGACAAGCAAGUGAGUUUUUUUUACUCUAGAACAAAUCUGUGAAGAAUUUUGAUUUCACUGUUUUAUUCUGUUUGUAUUUUGAACGUUGCUUUAACUCCCAUCUCAGUAUUCUCACAUGAAGCUGCAUAUUGAAGUCUUUUAUACAGAUGUGCUUUUAACUACUGUGAUACAUUCAUGACCAGAGAUAAAUAUUUAAAUAUAUACAGUGAAAAAAAAAUGUAUCAUUUUUGAAUUUUUCUUUAUUUGCUAAAAGAUACAAAUACACAAGGAAAUGUUGCAAAUGAUAUUAAAGAGAAUUUAUACUAUGA
Ctenopharyngodon idella (grass carp) is the source of this 1534-nucleotide messenger RNA. It is a transcript of the gene rdh12, whose product is annotated as retinol dehydrogenase 12. The record is from RefSeq and is a predicted model, not a curated record. The transcript has 7 exons. Bases 90 to 1052 code for a protein of 320 amino acids. Lineage: Eukaryota; Metazoa; Chordata; Actinopteri; Cypriniformes; Xenocyprididae.